UCUAUUCCACAUUUCUACUCCCAUUUUGUAGGGGAAAUUAAAGCACUGAGCCUUUAAAUGACUAAAGCCACACAGCUAGUGAUAGGAGCAAAGAUUUAAUCCAGAAUGUGUGACUCCAUGAUUUUUAUCUCAGCUACUCUACUGUACUGCCAUCAUACAUUUUCUGAAAACUAUUUUUUUAAAAAUGUUUUUCUUUGUUGUUUUUCUUGGGAGGGCGGUAAUUCAGUUUAUUUAUUGAAAUUGAGGUACUGGAGAUUGAACCCAGGACCUCUUGCAUGCUAAGCACACACCCUAUCGCUGAGCUAUACCCUCCCCCCAGAAACUCUAAUUUUAAUUCAGACAUAGUUUCAGUGAUUUACCUAACAAAUCGUUGAUUUGUAAUGUAACAUUGUUCAUUUUAAUAUAUUUAGUAGAAUUCUUUUUCUGUAUGCUGCAAGAUGUAAAUCUUAGCAAAUAGCAAAUGAGAUGUAAUUUAUUACUCACCCACCCACCUCCACUAUAUCGUGUUAAUCUUUCUGUCGUGUGGACCUCCCCCACCCUAACCUAUUAUGCUUGUCAGCUUCCAUCAGCUUCAGUGGGUUGCCAGGAGAUAGAGCCGGUGAGGGCAUAUCCACCAACUAGGUGCGGGCUAGGGCUCCGAGCUGUGCGGCGGGGCGGGGCCCUAUGCACUGCUGCGAAGUGCGGGUCGGAAGCCGAGCGUGAAGCAGCUGUGUAAUCCGCUGGAUGCGGACCAGGGCGCUCCCAACUCCCGUCGGGCACCCGCUGAUUGGCUGGGCGUGGGCACACGUGACCGACAUGUGGCUGUAUUGGCGCAGCCCGCCUGGGUGUCACUGGAGACGGAAUGGAGGUGCUGCUGGGCUCGGAAAUGGGGAAGUACUUAAACAACUACAAGGAAGUAUUGAAGAUGAAGCGAUGGCUUCUUCUGGACAGAUUGAUUUAUUAGAGCGUCUCAAAGAACUUAACUUAGAUAGCAGUAACUUCCCUGGAGUGAAACUGCGGUCAAAAAUGUCCCUCCGUUCUUUUGGAAGCCGAGAAGGAUCUGUAUCUAGUCGUUCAGGAGAGUGCAGUCCUGUUCCUAUGGGUUCAUUUUCAAGAAGAGGGUUUGUAAAUGGAAGCAGAGAAAAUACCGGUUAUUUAGAAGAACUUGAAAAAGAGAGAUCAUUACUUCUUGCUGACCUUGACAAAGAAGAAAAGGAAAAAGACUGGUAUUACGCUCAACUGCAGAAUCUCACUAAAAGAAUAGAUAGUCUUCCUUUAACUGAAAAUUUUUCCUUACAAACGGAUAUGACCAGAAGGCAAUUGGAAUAUGAAGCAAGGCAAAUCAGAGUUGCAAUGGAAGAACAAUUAGGUACUUGCCAGGAUAUGGAAAAACGAGCCCAGCGAAGAAUAACCAGAAUUCAACAAAUAGAGAAGGACAUACUUCGUAUACGACAGCUUUUACAGUCCCAAGCAACAGAAGCAGAGAGGUCAUCUCAGAGCAAGCAUGAAGCUGGCUCACAUGAAGCUGAGCGGCAGAAUGAAGGUCAAGGAGUGGCAGAAAUCAACAUGGCAUCUUCGGGUAGCGGGCAGGGUUCAACUGCACGAAUAGAUUACGAAACAGCCAGUGUUUUGAGUUCUAGUAGCACGCACUCUGCUCCUCGAAGACUGACAAGUCAUCUGGGAACCAAGGUGGAAAUGGUGUAUUCAUUGUUGUCAAUGCUUGGUACUCAUGAUAAGGAUGAUAUGUCGCGAACUUUGCUAGCUAUGUCUAGCUCCCAAGACAGCUGUAUAUCCAUGCGACAGUCUGGAUGUCUUCCUCUCCUCAUCCAGCUUUUACAUGGCAAUGACAAAGACUCUGUGUUGUUGGGAAAUUCCCGGGGCAGUAAAGAGGCUCGGGCCAGGGCCAGUGCAGCACUCCACAACAUCAUUCACUCACAGCCUGAUGACAAGAGAGGCAGGCGUGAAAUCCGAGUCCUUCAUCUUUUGGAACAGAUACGAGCUUACUGUGAAACCUGUUGGGAGUGGCAGGAAGCCCAUGAACAAGGCAUGGACCAGGACAAAAAUCCAAUGCCAGCUCCUGUUGAACAUCAAAUCUGUCCUGCUGUGUGUGUUCUAAUGAAACUUUCAUUUGAUGAAGAGCAUAGACAUGCAAUGAAUGAACUUGGUAGGAAGGCUCCCCGGGGCAUUUCAUCACAGGAGCUAGGGCAGGGGCUUUCAGGGGGACUACAGGCCAUUGCAGAAUUAUUGCAAGUGGACUGUGAAAUGUAUGGGCUUACUAAUGACCACUACAGUAUUACUUUAAGACGGUAUGCAGGAAUGGCUUUGACAAACUUGACCUUUGGAGAUGUAGCCAACAAGGCUACGCUAUGCUCUAUGAAAGGCUGCAUGAGAGCACUUGUGGCCCAACUAAAAUCUGAAAGUGAGGACUUACAGCAGGUUAUUGCAAGUGUUUUGAGGAAUUUGUCUUGGAGAGCAGAUGUAAAUAGUAAAAAGACAUUGCGUGAAGUUGGAAGUGUGAAAGCAUUGAUGGAAUGUGCUUUGGAAGUGAAAAAGGAAUCAACCCUCAAAAGCGUAUUGAGUGCCUUAUGGAAUUUGUCAGCACAUUGCACUGAGAAUAAAGCUGAUAUAUGUGCCGUAGAUGGCGCACUUGCAUUUUUGGUUGGCACUCUCACUUACCGGAGCCAGACAAAUACCUUAGCCAUUAUUGAAAGUGGAGGUGGGAUAUUACGGAAUGUGUCCAGCUUGAUAGCUACAAAUGAAGACCACAGGCAAAUCCUAAGAGAGAACAAUUGCUUACAAACCUUAUUACAACAUUUGAAAUCUCACAGCCUGACAAUAGUCAGUAAUGCAUGUGGAACCUUGUGGAAUCUCUCAGCAAGAAAUCCUAAAGACCAGGAAGCGUUAUGGGACAUGGGGGCAGUCAGCAUGCUCAAGAACCUCAUUCAUUCCAAGCACAAAAUGAUUGCUAUGGGAAGCGCCGCAGCUUUAAGGAAUCUCAUGGCAAACAGGCCUGCAAAGUAUAAGGAUGCCAAUAUCAUGUCUCCUGGCUCAAGCUUGCCUUCUCUUCAUGUCAGGAAACAAAAAGCCCUAGAAGCAGAAUUAGAUGCUCAGCACUUAUCAGAAACCUUUGACAAUAUUGACAAUUUAAGUCCCAAGGCAUCUCAUCGUAGUAAACAAAGACACAAGCAGAGUCUCUAUGGGGACUACGUUUUUGACACCAAUCGACAUGAUGAUAAUAGGUCAGACAACUUUAAUGCUGGGAACAUGACUGUCCUGUCACCAUACUUAAAUACCACAGUGUUGCCCAGCUCCUCUUCAUCAAGGGGAAGUUUAGAUAGUUCUCGUUCUGAGAAAGAUAGAAGUUUGGAGAGAGAACGAGGUAUUGGCCUCGGCAGCUACCACCCAGCAACAGAAAAUCCAGGAACCUCGUCAAAGCGAGGUUUGCAGAUUUCCACCACUGCAGCUCAGAUUGCCAAAGUCAUGGAAGAAGUAUCAGCCAUUCAUACCUCCCAGGAAGACAGAAGUUCUGGGUCUACCACCGAAUUACACUGUGGGACAGAUGAGAGGAAUGCACUGAGAAGAAGCUCUACUGCCCACGCACAUGCAAACACUUACAACUUCACCAAGUCAGAAAAUUCAAACAGGACAUGUCCAAUGCCGUAUGCCAAAGUAGAAUAUAAGAGGUCUUCAAAUGACAGUUUAAAUAGUGUCAGUAGUAGUGAUGGUUAUGGUAAACGAGGUCAGAUGAAACCUUCAAUUGAAUCCUAUUCUGAAGAUGAUGAAAGUAAGUUUUGCAGCUAUGGUCAAUAUCCAGCUGACCUAGCCCAUAAAAUACAUAGUGCAAAUCAUAUGGAUGAUAAUGAUGGAGAACUAGAUACACCAAUAAAUUAUAGUCUUAAGUAUUCAGAUGAACAGUUGAACUCUGGAAGGCAAAGUCCCUCACAGAAUGAAAGAUGGGCAAGACCCAAACAUAUAAUAGAAGAUGAAAUAAAGCAAAAUGAGCAAAGACAAUCAAGGAGUCAAAGCACAACUUAUCCUGUAUAUCCUGAGAGCACUGAUGAUAAACACCUCAAGUUCCAGCCACAUUAUGGACAGCAAGAAUGUGUUUCCCCAUAUCGGUCCAGAGCAGCCAAUGGUUCAGAAACAAAUCGAGUAGGUUCCAAUCAUGGAAUUAAUCAAAAUGUCAACCAGUCUUUGUGCCAGGAAGAUGACUAUGAAGAUGAUAAGCCAACCAACUAUAGUGAACGUUACUCUGAGGAAGAGCAGCAUGAGGAGGAGGAGAGACCAACCAAUUACAGCAUCAAAUAUAAUGAAGAAAAACAUCACGUGGAUCAACCUAUUGAUUAUAGUUUAAAAUAUGCCACAGACAUUCCUUCUUCACAGAAACCAGCAUUUUCAUUCUCAAAGAAUUCAUCUGGACAGAGCACCAAGACUGAACACAUCUCUUCGAGCAGUGAGAAUACAUCCACACCUUCAUCUAACGCCAAGAGGCAGAACCAGCUCCAUCCAAGUUCAGCCCAGAGCAGAAGUGGUCAGACCCAAAAAGCCACCUCCUCCUCUUGCAAAGUUCCCUCUAUCAACCAAGAAACAAUACAGACGUACUGUGUUGAAGAUACCCCAAUUUGUUUUUCACGAUGUAGUUCAUUAUCAUCUUUGUCAUCAGCUGAAGAUGAAAUCGGGUGUGAUCAGACAACACAGGAAACAGAUUCUGCUAAUACUCUACAAAUAGCAGAAAUAAAGGAAAACAGUGGAACUAGAUCAGCUGAAGAUUCUGUGAGUGAAGUUCCAACAGCGUCACAGCACAUUAGAACCAAAUCCAGCAGACUCCAGGCUUCUGGUUUAUCUUCAGAAUCAACCAGGCACAAAGCUGUUGAAUUUUCUUCAGGGGCCAAAUCUCCAUCAAAGAGUGGUGCUCAGACACCUAAAAGUCCACCGGAGCACUACGUUCAGGAGACUCCACUCAUGUUUAGCAGAUGUACGUCUGUCAGUUCACUUGAUAGUUUUGAGAGCCGUUCGAUUGCCAGCUCUGUUCAGAGUGAACCCUGCAGUGGAAUGGUGAGUGGCAUUAUAAGCCCCAGUGACCUUCCAGAUAGCCCUGGACAAACCAUGCCACCCAGCAGAAGUAAAACCCCUCCUCCCCCUCCCCCUCCAACAGUUCAAACUAAGCAAGAAGUACCUAAAAAUAAGGCACCUAGCACUGAAAAGAGAGAAGGUGGACCUAAGCAAGCCGCUGUAAAUGCUGCAGUGCAGCGGGUCCAGGUUCUUCCAGAUGCUGAUACUUUGUUACAUUUUGCAACAGAAAGUACUCCAGAUGGAUUUUCUUGUUCAUCUAGCCUGAGUGCUCUGAGCCUCGAUGAGCCAUUCAUUCAGAAAGAUGUGGAAUUAAGAAUCAUGCCUCCAGUUCAGGAAAAUGACAAUGGGAAUGAAACAGAAAACGAGCAGCCUGAAGAAUCAAAUGAAAACCAGGAAAAAGAGGCAGAAAAACCCACUGAUUCUGAAAAAGAUCUAUUAGAUGAUUCAGAUGACGAUGAUAUUGAAAUACUAGAAGAGUGCAUUAUUUCUGCCAUGCCGACAAAAUCUUCACGCAAAGCCAAAAAGCCAGCCCAGACUGCUUCAAAAUUACCUCCCCCAGUGGCACGGAAACCAAGUCAGCUGCCUGUGUACAAACUUCUGCCAUCACAGAACAGGUUACAAGCACAAAAGCAUGUUAGCUUUACACCAGGAGAUGAUAUGCCACGGGUGUACUGUGUAGAAGGGACACCGAUAAACUUCUCCACAGCUACAUCUCUGAGUGAUCUAACAAUAGAAUCCCCUCCAAAUGAGUUAGCUGCUGGAGAAGGGGUUAGAGCAGGGGCACAGUCGGGUGAAUUUGAAAAACGAGAUACCAUUCCUACAGAAGGCAGAAGUACAGAUGAGGCUCAGAGAGGGAAAGCCUCAUCUGUAGCUGUACCUGAACUGGAUGAUAAUAAAACAGAAGAAGGUGACAUUCUUGCAGAAUGCAUUAAUUCUGCUAUGCCCAAGGGGAAAAGUCACAAGCCUUUCCGUGUGAAAAAAAUAAUGGACCAGGUCCAACAAGCAUCUGUGUCUUCAUCCGGAACUAACAAAAAUCAAUUAGAUGGUAAGAAAAAGAAACCUACUUCACCAGUAAAACCUAUGCCACAAAAUACUGAAUACAGGACACGUGUAAGGAAAAGUACAGACUCAAAAAAUAAUUUAAAUGCUGAAAGAACUUUCUCAGACAACAAAGAUUCAAAGAAACAGAACUCGAAAAAUAAUUCCAAGGACUUCAAUGAUAAGCUACCAAAUAAUGAAGAUAGAGUCAGAGGAAGUUUUACUUUUGAUUCACCACAUCAUUACACACCUAUUGAAGGCACUCCGUACUGUUUUUCACGAAAUGAUUCCUUGAGUUCUCUAGAUUUUGAUGAUGAUGAUGUUGACCUUUCCAGGGAAAAGGCUGAAUUAAGAAAAGGGAAAGAAAAUAAGGAAUCAGAAGCUAAAGUUACCAGCCACACAGAACUAACCUCAAACCAACAGUCAGCUAGUAAGACACAAGCUGUUACAAAACAUCCAAUAAAUCGAGGUCAGUCUAAACCUGUCCUGCAGAAGCAAUCUACGUUUCCCCAGUCCUCCAAAGAUAUACCAGACAGAGGGGCAGCAACUGAUGAGAAACUACAGAAUUUUGCUAUUGAAAAUACUCCAGUUUGCUUUUCUCGAAAUUCCUCUCUGAGUUCUCUGAGUGACAUUGAUCAAGAAAACAACAACAACAAGGAAAAUGAACCUAUCAAAGAGACAGAGCCCCCUGACUCACAGGGAGAACCAAGUAAACCCCAGGCAUCAGGUUAUGCUCCAAAAUCAUUUCACGUCGAAGAUACCCCUGUUUGUUUCUCAAGAAACAGUUCUCUCAGUUCUCUGAGUAUUGAUUCUGAAGAUGACCUGUUGCAGGAAUGUAUAAGUUCUGCAAUGCCAAAAAAGAAAAAGCCUUCAAGACUCAAAGGUGAUAAUGAAAAGCAGAGUCCCAGAAAUGUGGGUGGCAUAUUAGCAGAAAAUUUGACACUUGAUUUGAAAGAUAUACAGAGACCAGAUUCAGAACAUGGUUUAUCCCCUGAUUCAGAAAAUUUUGAUUGGAAAGCUAUUCAGGAAGGUGCAAAUUCCAUAGUAAGCAGUUUACAUCAAGCUGCUGCCGCUGCGUGUUUAUCCAGACAAGCUUCGUCUGAUUCAGAUUCCAUCCUUUCACUGAAAUCAGGAAUCUCUCUGGGAUCACCAUUUCAUCUUACACCUGAUCAAGAAGAAAAACCCUUUACAAGUAAUAAAGGCCCACGAAUUCUAAAACCUGGGGAGAAAAGUACAUUGGAAACUAAAAAGAUCGAAUCUGAAAAUAAAGGGAUAAAAGGAGGGAAAAAAGUUUAUAAAAGUUUGAUUACUGGCAAAGUUCGAUCUAAUUCAGAAGUUUCAAGCCAAAUGAAGCAGCCCCUUCAAACAAACAUGCCUUCAAUCUCUCGAGGUAGGACAAUGAUUCAUAUUCCAGGAGUCCGGAAUAGCUCUUCAAGUACGAGUCCAGUUUCCAAAAAAGGCCCAUCCCUUAAGACUCCAGCCUCCAAAAGCCCUAGUGAAGGUCAGGCGGCUACCACUUCUCCCAGAGGAGCCAAGCCAUCAGUCAAGUCAGAAUUAAGCCCUGUUACCAGGCAGACGUCCCAAACAGCUGGGUCAAAUAAAGGGCCUUCUCGAUCAGGAUCCAGAGAUUCCACUCCUUCCAGACCCAACCAGCAGCCGCUAAGCAGACCUAUGCAGUCUCCAGGGCGAAACUCAAUUUCUCCUGGUAGAAAUGGAAUAAGUCCCCCUAACAAGUUAUCUCAGCUGCCACGGACGUCAUCCCCAAGCACUGCUUCAACUAAGUCCUCGGGUUCUGGGAAAAUGUCUUACACAUCCCCAGGCAGACAGAUGAGCCAGACAAACCUUACUAAACAAACGGGUUUAUCCAAGAAUGGUAGUAGUAUCCCAAGAAGUGAGUCUGCCUCCAAAGGGCUAAAUCAAAUGAGUAGCAGCAACGGAUCCAAUAAAAAGGUAGAACUUUCCAGAAUGUCUUCAACUAAAUCAAGUGGAAGUGAGUCUGAUAGGUCAGAGAGACCUGUAUUAGUACGCCAGUCAACUUUCAUCAAAGAAGCGCCAAGCCCGACCUUAAGGAGAAAAUUGGAGGAAUCUGCUUCAUUUGAAUCCCUUUCUCCAUCUUCUAGACCAGAUUCUCCCACUAGGUCCCAGGCACAGACUCCAGUUUUAAGUCCUUCUCUUCCUGAUAUGUCUUUGUCUACACACUCAUCUGUUCAGGCUGGUGGGUGGCGAAAACUCCCACCUAAUCUCAGCCCCACCAUAGAGUAUAAUGACGGGAGACCUGUAAAGCGCCAUGACAUAGCCCGCUCCCAUUCUGAAAGUCCUUCCAGACUUCCCAUUAACAGGUCAGGAACCUGGAAACGUGAGCACAGCAAACACUCAUCCUCCCUUCCUCGAGUAAGCACUUGGAGAAGAACUGGAAGUUCAUCCUCAAUUCUUUCUGCUUCAUCAGAAUCCAGUGAAAAAGCAAAAAGUGAAGAUGAAAAACAUGUGAACUCGAUUUCAGGAACCAAACAAACUAAAGAAAGCCAAGUAUCCACUAAAGGAACAUGGAGAAAAAUAAAAGAAAGUGAAAUUCCUCCCACAAGCAGUUCUCAGACCACUUCCUCAGGUGCUGCAAAUGGUGCUGAAUCAAAGGCUCUCAUUUAUCAAAUGGCGCCUGCUGUUUCUAAGACAGAGGAUGUUUGGGUGAGAAUUGAGGACUGUCCCAUUAACAACCCUAGAUCUGGAAGAUCUCCAACGGGAAAUACUCCCCCAGUGAUUGAUACUGUUUUGGAAAAGGGAAACCCAAACGCUAAAGAUUCAAAAGAUAAUCAGGGAAAACAAAAUGUGAGUAACGGUAGUGCUCCCGCGCGCACCGUGGGUUUGGAAAACCGCCUGAACUCCUUUAUUCAGGUAGAUGCCCCAGACCAAAAAGGAACUGAGACGAAAUUGGGACAAAGUAAUGUCCCUGCAUCAGAGACCAAUGAAAGUUCUCUCACUGAGCGCACCCCGUUUAGUUCUAGCAGCUCAAGCAAGCACAGUUCGCCAAGUGGGACUGUUGCUGCCAGAGUGACUCCUUUUAAUUACAACCCAAGCCCUAGGAAAAGCAGCGCAGAUAGCACUUCAGCCCGACCAUCUCAGAUCCCGACGCCAGUGAAUAACAACACAAAGAAACGAGAUUCAAAAGCUGACAACACAGAAUCCAGUGGAACUCAAAGUCCCAAACGCCAUUCCGGGUCUUACCUUGUGACGUCCGUUUAAACAGAGCUGGAAUAAUGAAACUAAGAAUGUGUUAUGUGUUAAUUACAACUGCUAUGUAGAAAUUUUGUUUCAAAUGAAACUUUAAAAGACUGAAAAUUUUGUAAAUAGGUUUGAUUCUUGUUAGAGGGUUUUUGUUCUGGAAGCCAUAUUUGAUAGUAUACUUUGUCUUCACUGGUCAUAUUUUGGGAGGCACUCUUGAUAGUUAGGAAGAAAAUGGUAAAGCCAAGUAUAUUUGUACAGUAUGUUUUACAUGUAUUUAAGUAGCAUCCCAUCCCAUCAUCCUUUAAUUAUUGCUUGUCUUAAAAUAAUUAACACUACAGAUAGAAGAUAUGAUAUAUUGCUGUUAUCAAUCAUUUCUAGAUUAUAAACUGACUAAACUUACAUCAGGGAGAAAUUGGUAUUUAUGCAAAAAAAAUUCUGUUUUAGUCCUUGUGAGUCCAUCUAACAUCAUAAUUAAUCAUGUGGCUGUGAACUUCACAGUAAAAUGGUUCCCGAUGAACAAGUUUACCUAGCCUGCUUUGCUUUACUGCAUGAAUGAAGCCGAUGGUUCAAUUUCAGAAGUAAUGAUUAACAGUUCUGUGGUCACAUGAUGUGCAUAUAGAUAGCUAUAGUGUAACAAUUACACUAUUUUGUGCUCAAAACAAAACAAAACAAAUCUGUGUAACUGUAAAACAUUGAACGAAACUAUUUUACCUGAACUAGAUUUUAUCUGAAAGUAGGUAGAAUUUUUGCUAUGCUGUAACUUGUUGUAUAUUCUGGUAUUUGAGGUGAGAUGGCUGCUCUUUUAUUAAUGAGACAUGAAUCGUGUCUCACAGAAACUAAAUGAACAUUUCAGAAUAAAUUAUUGCUGUAUGUAAACUGUUACCGAAAUUGGUAUUUGUUUGAAGGGUCUUAUUUCACAUUUGUACUAGUAAUUGUCAAAAGGGCCUCUUUUAAAAGCUUAUAUAAAUUUUUUUCUUUAAAUUCUAUGCAUUAAGAGUAAAAUUCCUCUUACUGUAAUAAAAACGAUUGAAGCUGACUGUUGGCAUUUAACCAUUCCAUGCAGUGGCACUUAACCUUUCUUGAAAUUUAUUUUUUUUUAUAUGUGAUUAGCACUUCCUGAUGUUUAGUAUUUUUCCACUUACUUUUUUUUUUUCUUACUCCACUGGAGUUGAUUUUAAGAAUUCAUAUUAUAGCAAUGUGAACUGCCUAGCACAGGACUGUGCAUUGAACGUAAUAGGCCCACGUAGAAUAUUUCUUUUUUCUUAAUAGAAUUCUAUACCUGAGAAAUUAAUUGUUCUUAGGUAUAAGUAGUCUCUUCCAAACCUGUCUUGGAAGGUAACUGUCUUGUCCCUUUAUCUUCUCCCUCUUGCUACUGGAUCUGGAAUGAACACCUUUUAUCACUGUAUAUGUUACAGCAAAAUUCCAGCAGUCAAGUAUAAUCAGCACUUUGCCAUGCUCAGAAAAUGCAUAUCACAUUGGAACUUCAGAGGUAGAUUUAACACUAUUAGGAUAUUCAAAAGACUAUUUAAAAACACUUGCCUGUUAAGGAAAGCUUUGUUUCUGGUGGGUAGACUUGUCGGGUGUGUGUUCCAAGUGCACCUUCCUCACAGCAGGGAGAAAAUCCUUCAUGAAGGAAGAUAAACUGAUAGACUUAUUAAAAAAUGUAAUUUAAUAUAUCUUCCCAGAAUUUGUUCUAAAUGAUUAGAGAGUAAGGAUGAUGAUAAAUGCUCACAUAGUUGUUGAAUAAAUGAAAAUGUAUUUUUAAUAAUAAAAUUCAUGCACUCUGCAUUUGGGGAAGGGAAAAGAUAUUUAGAUAUGGUGGGAUGCUGGGAAAAGGGGGUGAGAAGGAGUUAGCACAUCUACCUGGUGUCCUUGAAAUCACAUUAUGUUGUUAAUUAUCUACCACUUACCUGUGUUUAUCAUUUACAACUAAUGAUUUUUUUUUUAAGCUAAAAAUGCCAGUAAAUAAGUGCUAUGACUUGAAGUAAGGCAUUUGACUCCAAAGCCCAUACUCUUUCUACUGGACCACUUUGCAAACAUCUGAAUUACUGAUCUUUGGAAUGUAUCUACAUUUAAAUUUCUUAUCAAAUUUUAUCUGAAGGAAAGUUUGCAAGAAUAUUAAUUUUUCCUGUUUUUCUCAAAGGCUGCCUUAUCCAAUAGGGAUACAUGGAUAUGGGUCUUACUCUUCCUCUUCCUUUAGUCCUGAUUUUCUGUUUUUCUGAAUUACUGCAUACCAGUUUUUAUAAACCACUUCAGAUACUUUUAUGGAAAGAGAUGGAGUGUAAGUCAAUUCGAAUAAAAUUGCCUUUCUCAAGGAAGGAAAAAAAACAUUAUCAGUGCUGACAAUGAAGAAAGGGUGCCUUCCAUAUGCCAGAGAACUCAGGAAUUCCUGUAGAGGACACCUACCGGGAGAAGGUGCAGUCUGUUGCCACUGAGAGAAAAGUUGCUGUAUAAGACCCUCUAGUUAGAGAUAAUGGCUCUGGGUCAGUAAGGGAGCAAGUCUCAUUUCUGCUUUUAGAAGUUCACAGGGUGCUGCCAUAACUGAUAGCAGGCCAAAUAUUCCCAGUUUAUGCUUGUUACAAAUGGCAUAUAGAGCCUAGUGCUGGGGAUUAGUUGAGUUGCAAUUCCUGUUAAGAGAAGUAAGGCAGAGCCCUAUCCAGGCUUUGAACUGCAGCAAACCCAAUCCUCUCCAAGGCAGUGGUUUUCAAACUAGAGUGCAUUUGAAUCACCAAAAACGCUUAUUAAGACACAACCCCUUACUCUGAUUCUGAGUGAGGCCCCAGGAUUUGCAGUUCUAACAAGUUCUCAGAUGCCGCCACUUCUGCUGGUCUUGGAACCGUACUCUGAGAGCUUCUGUCCUGCAUGAUGGUAAAGAAUCUCCUUGAGUGACUGCCUUCAGUUCUAGCCAUUCCUCAGCCACUGGACUCAACAGCUGACAAAGUAUACAAAAAAAUAAACCCCCAUCUCCUUCAGGCAUGAAAGAUUUGAACAUCGAGUUAUACAAUCUGAUACAGCCCAUCUCAACUCUGAACAGUAGACAAAUUUACCAGAUAUCAAUGAACAGUUAAUUCUAAAGACAACGACUGUAUCUGUAGGACUGACUAAUGUUCCCUUCGGAACAGUUGUUGAAAAGGCAGUAACUUCAGCAAAUAUCUAAUUUGGAUUUGCAAUAAGAUUAAAGACACCAAAAAAGGACAAAGGAGAACUCUGAAGUGAGGGCAGACUGAUUUCAGAUGAAAGGAAAAUGUGCCUGAUUUGUUAGUAUACAGACAGCAACCAAUUAACUGUGGCAACUUGGUAUUGGAGAAUAAACUUUACAAGUUAACUUGCACCAAAAGGAAAGUUAAUGAGAGGGAAAUGAUGAAAUAAAAAAUAAACCCAAAAGGGUCAAAUUGCACCAUACAGUCAAAAAAAAUUUUCCCAUGAACUACAGACUGUCACCACAAGGUUACUGAACUGAAGGGAUACAUCUUGCUGAAGAAGGGAGCCAGUUGCACUAUAUCUGAAUUCAUGUUAUCACAGGGUUUCUUUGUAUCUAAGAUAGGAAAAUAACAGUGCCAGAAAUGCAAAAAGUAAGUUGCCAAGAGCUGCAUAUUUGAGUAGUCAGAUCAUGCAAACUUACCAAACAAAAACAAUUUUCAAAAGUCAUGGCUGAAAUAGAGUAUAUAAAUUAUUUUCUAAAUUUCUAAUUCCUUCAUAUUAUGCUGACUUCUAAAUAGUACUUUGUAGUGUUGAAACCUAUGGACUUUGACUCCUGUAAACACCAGGUCAUUUUCCUGCCAUUCUCCUAACUCUGUUCUGUGGUCUAUAAAACUAUAUUCUGGUUUUUGUUAGACCAGUGAUACUUCUUUCCACCUGUAUGUUUUUUGUGUAUUACAUUGUUCUUGGUGCUAAAUACACAUUCUUCUGAUAUUCAGGAUAACUCUUUAUAUUUGUGUCUAUUUUCUUAAGUUAUGACAAUGUUACUUUUUUAAUUAAAAAUACUCAAUGUAUGCUAGUGAAGGUGACCAUUGUAUGUAAAGCAACAUUAGUGAAAAAUAACUAUUGAGAACAUUGUUAACAUUACCUGCUCUACCUACACCACCUCUUGGAAACCAGACACUUAGCCUUACUGUUCGUCUCUGACCCACAUACCUGGUCUUUUCUCCUGACCAUGGCUACACCAGAGGCAGAUACCUGACCAUCAUUAACUGGACAGUGACCAAAGACUUGUAAGUCUCGUCCUUAAAAAAACGACAACAAAAACCAAUUUGAAAGGAGUCACAAAGGAAAUUUCCGGUUGGUGAUUGAGUGCUGGAACUGAAAGAUUUUGUAGAGUUAAGACUGAGGUCACUGUGAUUGGCAUCGUGAAGCUAAAAGAGAAAGCCAGCUGGUACAGAGAGAAGGACCAGAUAUGGGAGGAAGGUAUAGAAAGCAAGUGAGACAGCCGAGUUGGAAGCUCCUGGUGUUACCUCUGUCCCUGCCUUUUCUGGGACUACUUCUCCUUCUCCUUGUGUUUAGGGCAUUUGUGAACUUAUAAACCCACUUUGUUCCUGAAGUAACUUGAAACUAACAGAAAACUGCAUUUAGACACAUCUUGGUGAGUUUUUUAAAUCUCAGAUACAGAGAAAGCUUUCUAAAAACAUCUGUGGAAAUAGGCUGCCUACCACACAUACACAAAAAAAAGUUGGCAUCAGAUUUCUUCUCUGCAAUACUAAAUGCCAAAAAAAGAAAAACAGUGGAACAAUACACACAGCAUUUGGAAGCGAAUGGAAUAUUACGUAAGAAUUCUGAAACCUGCCAAACUAGCAUUUAAUGUACCUGGAAUACUUGUACCAUUUGGGAUUCUUACUAUAAUAGUUGUUAACAAGAAGACCUUCUUUAAAAGACAAGACGUUCAUUUAAGGUAGCUCACAAGAGCUGUAUGAAGGCAGAAAAAUCAGUCCUGGAAACUAUACAGCAGAAACAACACUCAAACUAUACUGUGAAACUGCUUCAAGUAAAGACCCACUUGCUGCCCCCGAGCCCUUGGAACCCUCUGACGCCACCCUCACCAUAAAUUGAGGUUAUAUGCAGCACUUGCUUCCUCACAGUGUUCACUUCUAGGAUUGAAGUCUUGCUUGAGUGGACGUGAUUGGCAGAAGCUGUGUCACGUGGAGCUGUGGAGUCCAGGAAAGCUCAGUUGUUUGAUUUCUCUGUUGAGGAAGCUGGAUUCGUAACACAUGAGUUCUCCAAAUCUACGAGGGGCAUUUCAAAAGCACUAGGCAACCAGAAUCCGUGGCAUGUCUCUACCGUAGUGUUCCCAUUGCCCAAGCAAUUAAAAUGAAAGGAAAAGUAUUAAGGAAACUGUGUGAACAAUAAACCUUUAAACUUGAAUAAACAUGUAAAUAAUUGUGGUUAAUCUGAUAGUGAAUCUCAGUGUGAAUAUCCAUGUGACUCAAAACUGAAAAGAUUAAAUGCUUAACAGUUUUAGUAAUCUUAAAUUCCAGGUAAUUCCAACCCAAACUGAAGAGUUACAAAGGAGAGAAGAUAGAAAAGCAUGGUAAAUUCCUAUCUUAAGUAUAGAGUAUCAAAAGAUACUAUUUUACUUUUAACUUGGAAAAACACAAAUUCAAUUUUUAAAUUUAGUGGUAACCCCAAUGUUAGAAAGAAAAAUUUCCAUCCAAAUCAUGAGUCAAAAGAGUACAAGAAAUCAAAGAACAGGGAAAAUGGGGGAGAGGGAGAAUUAGCAACAAAGAAGCAUAAAAUGACACAGUAAUACCAAAUAGUAAGUGGGCUAAACACAUAUAGUAAAAUAACCACUCUCAAGUUGGAGUCAAGUAAAAAAAUAAAAUCCUCCAACUAUAGGCCAUUAAUAAAAGGCACACUUAAAAUGAUCCAGAAUGGAUAAAACUAAAAAUAUAACCACAUUUGCACAGGCAUUGCAGAGGAAGAAGUAAAGGUAAAUUUAUGUCAGAUAAAGUAUAAUUCUGGAUAAAAGGCAUCAAGCAUAAUAAAGAUGAACAUCAGUUACGAUUUUCUUUAGAUGUCAAAUGAUAUAACAUCAAGCAUAUGAAACAAAAUUACCAACAUAAAGAAAUACUGACAAAAACCAUGGAACCAGUGAGACUGUCAGUAUUUGACAAAUGACUCGGUCUAUACAAAACAAAAGGAGAGUUAUUAUUUAAAAUCACAACUUCCUUCCAAAAAGGGUGGAUCUUGUUAAGGAAAGGGAAGAGUCUCAAAAGGUCCUUUUCUUUAGCUGAGGACCUUGAUGGGUUUGGGAUCAGUAAAGCCAAGCCUGGAGUUUGAGUGCGAGGAGGGUUAGAGCAAAUAUCAUAGGUUUGCUUAAGAGAGGCAAGAACUUGACAUUCUUGGGGUACCCGGGAAUGGGGAGUUGAAGAGCAGAGGUGAGGGAGGACAACUGGAAAGAGGAGGCAGUAAAAACCCUGGUGAUGCAGCAGCUAAAAUGAUUUUAGAAACUGAGACAUACACUACUUGAGCCAGAACCUAAGUUCUCUGCAAAACCUCUGUUUCAGUAGUAAUAUAUUCACUUGUUUUUAAUUUUCAGAAUCUUUUUUUUUAAUAAUUGCACUUAUCUUCACCAUCACCUUAUCAAUGAUUAUUUGAUUUUAGUUGUAAGUUAGAUGUAAGUGUUCACCAUUGUUCACACUUCGGUUCUUUAUGUUAAUAUAACUUGGCUUGGCUGGACUAUGCCCUUAAAUCGUUCCCCCCCCCGCCCCCGAAAAGCUAAUAUACUUUAUAAAUCCUCGCUUGUUUAAAAUUGUUUUCUUUUGUCCUCACACAAAGGGUAAUUUGAGUCACAACUUUGGUCACAAUUCUUUUUCAUCAAGACUGUUAACUUCUAAUGUUUACUGAGGCUAAGCAGUUCAAGUAUGAGUCUGAGUUCUCUUCCAUGAUAGGUAAAAACGGCCGACCUUGAUGUUUUUUGGGUUUUGUUUUUAUCCUUGAAAUAAAGCAAUUUUACUGGCGUAA
Camelus dromedarius (Arabian camel) is the source of this 16263-nucleotide messenger RNA. RefSeq names its product APC regulator of WNT signaling pathway (gene APC). The coding region runs from base 724 to 9327 and encodes 2867 amino acids. NCBI's taxonomy places the organism in Eukaryota, Metazoa, Chordata, Mammalia, Artiodactyla, Camelidae. The transcript has 16 exons. Gene Ontology annotation, cellular component: catenin complex; beta-catenin destruction complex; cytoplasmic microtubule. Gene Ontology annotation, molecular function: microtubule binding; gamma-catenin binding; beta-catenin binding. Gene Ontology annotation, biological process: regulation of cell differentiation; negative regulation of microtubule depolymerization; cell migration. The record is from RefSeq and is a predicted model, not a curated record.